Molecule: messenger RNA, 798 nt
Organism: Branchiostoma belcheri (Belcher's lancelet)
Lineage: Eukaryota; Metazoa; Chordata; Leptocardii; Amphioxiformes; Branchiostomatidae
Exons: 3
Coding region: 1-798 (265 amino acids)
Source: RefSeq, a predicted model, not a curated record
AUGGCAGUGGUGACAACCACGCCGCCAGUCGUGACAACCACGCCGCCAGUCGUGACAACCACGCCGUCAGUCGUGACAACCACGCCGCCAUCAGUCGUGACAACCACGCCGUCAGUCGUGACAACCACGCCGCUCAGUCGUGACAACCACGCCGCCACUGACCUAGUCGGACUGUGGCCUCUAAACUCACAGUACGGAGCAUCAGACACAACAGGAAACGGAAAUGACGGAGUAGCAAGAGCAACCAAGUUAGCCCCUGGCCCAUAUGGAGACCCUAACGGCGCAUUCCUGUUUUCGGGGACUGCAAAUUCCUACUUAGACAUUCCCAACAAUGGCAAGCUGGAUGUGAAGUACUCCUACACCAUACUGGCCCACAUAUAUCCUACAGGUUGGGCCGGGCCAGUCUUCAACUACGUCGGGACUCACAAUCAAUGGGCGGUACAUCUUUGGCAAACAGCUCCACAGGAAUUGUUCAUGAGGACGGUCGGACGAGAUGGAUUUUUCCCAAGGUUCGUCAUUGCGAAAGUGCUGCAGCAGAACGCUUGGAACUACGUUGGCGGAACCUACGACAGUUCCAAGAGGGUUGCAACUCUCUGGAACAACGGUCAAGCGGUCGGAGAGAAGAUUAUCUGUAAAGUCCCGUCGGUUGCCACUCAGUACCCCAUCCGGGUUGCGGUGAGGGACGGAGACGGUCGGUACUUCGCUGGCCGGAUAGCUUGUAUCCAGCUGUACGACUACGCCAUGACUCAAGAACCGAUCAACGCGGCAAGGGACAGGUGUUGGCGUAGAGGUUUUUAA